Molecule: messenger RNA, 2742 nt
Organism: Ectocarpus siliculosus
Lineage: Eukaryota; Phaeophyceae; Ectocarpales; Ectocarpaceae
Source: the annotation of a GenBank genome assembly
CCAAUCGCGGCCGAAGCGCACCUAUACUCUCGGACUGCCUGCGUCUUGCCCACGCCUAUGCCGAUGUCCAAAAAGAAGUGCCCGACCUUGGUAGUUGACGACGCUGCACCACCAUCCCAAGGGAAGGAGGACGAAGGGGUAUACGCCGUCAACCAGGGGAACAACAGGGGCGAGCUCCGCAGCUCUUGUGAUCGGUGCUGGGUGAAGAAGCGUCGUUGUCCUGGUGGGCAGCCCUGCCUUCGCUGCAGGCGUGGGUCCCAUUCAUGUUCGUACUCGGCGAAGAGGAAGCUAGGGCGGCCGCCCGCUCUUGCUUCCCCUAUCAAUGCGGGUGCCGUGCGAAGAGCCGGUGACAACGGCGUCAGCAGCAUCAGCAGCAGCAGCAGCAGCAGGCAGACACAGCAGCAGCAGCAGCAGCAGCAGCAGCAGCACGGGAACGUGAAAAGAGAGCAGCGGCAGCAGCACGGUCCAGUGACGGAGAAACAUUGCUCGGAAAUUGUGGGUCCAUCGUUUUCGUCCUCUUCCGCAACCGGGCUCGGUGGGCUUCAGGAGUCCAGCUUCCUGGAGUGCUUCCUGAAGCACUGCAGCCCCAUGUGCGCCGUCGCGGACGAGAGAUCGGUGCGGCAGGGCCUAGUCCACGCCUUCGUGAGCCGGUGGACAACGACGGCGUCGGCGUCGGAGGCCUCGCCGAUCGACAAGCUCGAGGUCAUGCGAGGCAGCGCGGUCGAGUGCACGCUCUUCUCGGCGAUGGCCAUAGGCGGCCUCAUGCUGGGGUGCCCCACGGUGACCGUGGCCCGCCACCUCGCGGCGGCGCGGCAGUGCCUGGGCAGGUUCCGCAGCGGGCUCUGCGAGCAGAGCGCCGUCGCCGCCCUCAUCCUGUACGGGCUGGCGAACGCGCUGCUGCCGCCGUGCGACGGCGACGGGCAGAGGGAGUACCGGUCGAGCAUGGACGACGCCCAGGAGAUGUUCGGGUCCCUGGAGCCGCAGGACCCCUUCGUCAACGCCUUCAUGACGUACCGGGGCACGUGCGACAACCUCGUGGCCUUCAUGCCCGACUCCUUGUACUCGGUGAACCCCGUCAACAUCUCGGGGAGGCGAGGAGGCGUGACGGCACCGGCCCAUGCCUCCACCAGUGGUGGCGCCGACGGCGGAGAGGGGGGCGGCGACCAGGUGUGGAAGACGCCGGGGGGUGCUAUGACGGCGGGGGCCAAGCAGGGAGCGGACGCGAUGCGCGUGUCCUCGGCAAAGCCCGCUCAUCCCGCGUACGUCGUCGCAGACUCGAUGACGCUUGUCUUGCGCUUCGUGUGCAUGGAAGGGGAUGUGAGGACGGGCUGGGCCAACGUCCACGACUUGAUCAGCUCGGAGUUGAACCGUCUUUUCAAGGAGCAAGCGGGCGCGCUGGUGCUAACCACCCUGGCGGGAAACCUGAUAGCAGCCAAGUCUAGGAUCGGCACGUCUGAAGGCAUGCUUCCGGUGGCUGAGAUAGUGCUUGCGAUGUUCUGCAAGUGCCCCGGCUUGUUGAGGAAGUCGUUCGAUGCCCUCAGGGCUCUGGUUGUGGCGGCCACGGAGCAGGCGAUGGUCACGUUCGACGAGUUCGGCGUGGGCGUCGCCAUCUGCAGCACCGACCAAGGGCGAGGAGGGAGCGGCAACGACUCGCUGCCGGUGGCGGCGGCCAUGGGCUUGUCUUCCGGCGCCGUGGGCCUCGGGGUGACGGUAGAAGCCUCCGCCGCGGCUCCUCCCCGCCGCCGCCGGCCCUUGUCGCCAAGGCACGGUGGCACCAGUGGUACGCCCAAGUUCAUGGCGGCGGCGGCGGCGGCGGCACCAGUUCCGUCGUAUGGCGGCGGCGUGGCGUCGUCCGAUUCGAGACCGGGUUGGGAGCAGUUUGGCGCGGGCGGCGGCAGCGGCAGCGGCAGCGGCGGCGGCGGCGGCGGCGGCAGCCGUUGGACCCGUCGGCGAGAUGGCGAGCUCUUUGACGAUUCGACCCCUCGGGAACCGUGGACGCUUGCCUCCGGAACAGCGGGAGGAAGGAGCCAAGCAGGAGGCGGAGGAAGGAGGGACAAAAGCGACGGCGGGAAUGUGUACGGAUAUCCCCCUCUCGCCCCGGGCCCUCACCACCCAUACGUCCAAGGCCGCCUCCCGGUCUCCUCGCCGGCUGCCGGUGGUUGGGCGGGCUCCGCCCGGGCGUCUCGAACCGAGGCAACCGCGGAACAGCAGCAUGGCUUCUUGGACGCGUCGUCUUCGUGUGCCCCGGUCGGCGUGGACCAGAAGAUGCUGCAGAGCGUGCUACCGCCGUCGGCGGCGUCGGCGUCGGCAGCGGCGGCGUCGGCGGGUGGCAAUGGUGGGCGUGAUUUCGUGAAGGAGCCCCCCCAGCAGUCCCUGUGGAAACAGGAAGGCUGCCCCCGCGGUAGUGAAUCGGACGAAGCAAUGGCGAUCAGAAUCGGGGGUGGCAGUGGCAGUGGCAGCGGCGGCGGCGGCGGCGGCGGCGGCGGCGAGCCUCAACAUUAUCACCAGCUUCAGCUGGACGAGGCAGUGAACGUAGGUAUUGGCGGCGGCGACAGCUGGGGGGCUGCUGUGCGUGGCGAUGAUGCCGGCGGCGGGGGGCGGGUAGUCGGCGAUGGGACAGACCGAAACCGACACGUGGGGGGCGGCGGUGGCCGCGGCGGUGGCGGUAGCGGCGACGGUGGCGGCGGCGAGGCGGGAGGGGCAGUGUGCGCUGACCUUGUCGGCAUGCUGCUGGAUGACUAG